This is a messenger RNA of Scedosporium apiospermum, 855 nucleotides long. RefSeq lists its product as uncharacterized. The transcript has 4 exons. Gene Ontology annotation, cellular component: oligosaccharyltransferase complex; membrane. The coding region runs from base 1 to 855 and encodes 284 amino acids. NCBI's taxonomy places the organism in Eukaryota, Fungi, Ascomycota, Sordariomycetes, Microascales, Microascaceae. The record is from RefSeq and is a predicted model, not a curated record. Gene Ontology annotation, biological process: protein N-linked glycosylation.
AUGCGGAUCCUCCAAUCGCUGUCGACGCUGCUGUUGGUGGCCAGCACUGCGUACGCGGCCUCGAGCUGGGAAUUCGAUGAUGCGACGGUUUCGAUCAAGUCAAGGAAGGGCGCGGGCUUGACAGAAAAAUUCACACAAAAGGCGACCCUCUCGAAAGCGCUUCCUCUAGAUACAACAGAUACCAUCAAAGUAGUGCUGAAGACCAAGGAGGACAGAAAGCCAAAGAAGCCUCAUCAGGCUUUUGUCAUUAUUAAAGAGGAGGAUACAGGUCUUGAGGCUCCAUUUGCCUUUGCAGUCAAGGAGAGUGGAAAGGCAGUUGUUGAGAUCCCUCGCAAAGAACUCCCUGUUCAGCACCUCCUCUCCAAGAAGCCGCUCCACGCCAGCAUCGUCAUCGGCUCCUUCGGCUCGUCGGAAGGCCUCGUCCGCCCCGUCUUCGACAUCGACCUUGUCGAUAACCCAGCCGCGACCCCUCCGCAGUACGAGAAGCCCAUCCGAUAUGGGAAGCUACCCGAGAUCCACCAUAUCUUCAAGGCUCCAGAUCGAGUUCCUCCCAAGAUCGUCUCCAUCUUCUUCACGCUCGCUGUCUUGGCACCCAUCCCCGCCCUCUUCAUCGGCUGGAUCGUGCUCGGCGCUAAUCUCACCCACCUCAAGACCGCGUUCGCGGCUGCGCCCCUCUCUCAUGCCAUCUUCUUCGGGUCCAUUGUUGCGAUGGAAGCUUCCUUCUUCAUGUAUCACAGGAGCUGGAACCUGUUUCAACUACUUCCCGUUGCCGGCGUCAUUGGUGUCAUUACCUUCCUCAGCGGCACCAAGGCCCUAGGUGAGGUGCAGAGCAGGCGAUUGGCGGGCGAGCGAUAG